Molecule: messenger RNA, 2642 nt
Organism: Ailuropoda melanoleuca (giant panda)
Lineage: Eukaryota; Metazoa; Chordata; Mammalia; Carnivora; Ursidae
Gene: SLC35A2
Product: solute carrier family 35 member A2
Exons: 5
Coding region: 1240-2424 (394 amino acids)
Biological process (GO): pyrimidine nucleotide-sugar transmembrane transport
Cellular component (GO): Golgi membrane
Molecular function (GO): pyrimidine nucleotide-sugar transmembrane transporter activity
Source: RefSeq, a predicted model, not a curated record
AUGCAGUGAGGCAAUUAUGGAGCAUCUACUGUAUGCUGAGCCAAGAGGGAGGUGGGCUGGAUCUCUCCUCUGCUCUUGGGAAGACUUAGCCCUUUGGUACUGUCCUAAAGCUCUUUCAUGGGUUCCUCUAAGCAGGACCACAAAGAAAAACUUGAUUUCCCCCAUUCCAGCUCUUAUGUGGCUCCCAGGAUGUGCAGAAGGGCUCUGUUGGAGAUACUGUAGGCACUAAAUGUUUGGGACAUAUCCCCAGUCAAAGAGGUCUUGCUCGGCCGGAGAAAACUGCCUCCCCCCAACCCCGGGGGAGGAAAUAAAGCCCUCCUCCCAUGGAAGAAAAGGCCUUGCAGGGCACCGGUGAGGGAGGGCCGGGGUUGGGCACUGACAAAAACCUUCCCAGCCCUUCCUUGUUUCCUAAUAACAUCUAGGGUGUAAGUCACGCGUUUUGCCCCUACCUUUUUCACCUCUCCCUUGCUCUUUUGUUCAUCCCUCUCAUCUCUCAUUCCUCACCUCUUGACGUACCCUCUCUUGCCCCGCUUUCAAAAGCUAACCUGAAAGCCUCUCACCUGAUGGCUUACCUGUUCUCUUCGCACUCCUUUCCCUCUUCAACACGGGCUCGCUUAACCUCCCUGCUCUCGGGUCUCACCUCCCCAACGCCUUCUCACUUGUACGGCCUCAACUGCUCUGCUUUUAACGGCUAGUUUACCCGCCUGACCCUCACCUGCCCCGCCCCCUCAGUGUCAUUUUCCUCCCAGACGCCUGCGGGCUCUCCAGGGGGCAGGGCCUCGCCGGGAGGUGGGGUAAAGAAGAACUUCAGUCCAACCACGAAGGUACCCAGGAGUUUUGGUGCGGAAAGGGCGGGAUCAUCCGUAGAAGGUGCCAAUGAAGAGCCGGGAUAGAAGAGGAUCAGUCGAACCAAUGAGAGAAGGACACACGAUGGGUGGGUGAUCUGGAAAGCGGGAUCAAUGAAGACGAAGGCGGGUCUAGUAACGGGAAUGAACCAAUGAGGCUCUGUAGAGAUGGCAAGAGGCUGAGUCGGCCGCGCGUUGGGUCUCCCCAUUUCGACGGAAUCUGGAAAUCCCAAGGCCGCGAUCUUAAGUUCACUGUCAGGAGCGGACAAGGAAAGCCACCGCUCUGGCCAACCCUUCACUCGCCCCACAUCCUACCCCGGAGGCCAGGAAGCGGAACUGACGGACACGGAAGUGCCCUGCUGUUGCCGAGGGGACGGGCCAGGCAGAUGCCAACAUGGCAGCGGUUGGGUCUGGCGGUUCCACCGCGGCGGCUGGGCCAGGGGCGGUCUCCGCGGGGGCGUUGGAGCCUGGAACCGCGAGUGCGGCUCACCGGCGCCUCAAAUACAUAUCCCUAGCUGUGCUGGUGGUCCAGAAUGCCUCCCUCAUCCUCAGCAUCCGCUACGCCCGCACACUGCCUGGGGACCGCUUCUUUGCCACCACUGCUGUGGUCAUGGCCGAAGUGCUCAAAGGUCUCACCUGCCUGCUGCUGCUCUUCGCACAGAAGAGGGGUAACGUGAAGCACCUGGUGCUCUUCCUCCACGAGGCUGUCCUGGUGCAGUAUGUGGACACACUCAAGCUCGCGGUGCCCUCUCUCAUCUACACCUUGCAGAAUAACCUCCAGUAUGUUGCCAUCUCCAACCUGCCAGCUGCCACUUUCCAGGUGACGUACCAGCUGAAGAUCCUGACCACGGCGCUGUUCUCCGUGCUCAUGCUGAACCGCAGCCUUUCGCGGCUGCAGUGGGCCUCCCUGCUGCUGCUCUUCACUGGCGUCGCCAUCGUCCAGGCACAGCAGGCCGGCGGCGGGAGCCCUCGGCCGCUGGAUCAGAAUCCCGGGGCAGGCCUGGCGGCCGUCGUGGCCUCGUGCCUGUCCUCAGGCUUCGCGGGCGUCUACUUCGAGAAGAUCCUCAAGGGCAGCUCGGGCUCGGUGUGGCUGCGCAACCUGCAGCUGGGCCUCUUCGGCACGGCGCUGGGCCUGGUGGGGCUCUGGUGGGCCGAGGGCACUGCUGUGGCCCGCCGCGGCUUCUUUUUCGGGUACACGCCUGCCGUCUGGGGCGUGGUGCUCAACCAGGCCUUUGGUGGGCUGCUGGUGGCUGUUGUCGUCAAGUACGCCGACAACAUCCUCAAGGGCUUUGCCACCUCCCUGUCCAUCGUGCUGUCUACUGUUGCCUCCAUCCGCCUCUUCGGCUUCCACGUGGACCCGUUGUUUGCCCUGGGCGCUGGGCUGGUCAUCGGUGCCGUCUACCUCUACAGCCUUCCCCGAGGUGCAACCAAAGCCAUAGCCUCCGCCUCCACCUUUGGGCCCUGCCCUCACCAGCAGCCUCCAGGGCAGCCACCGCCACCGAAGCUGUCUUCCCAUCGCGGAGACCUCGGCACGGAGCCCUUUCUGCCCAAGUUGCUCACCAAGGUGAAGGGUUCAUAGCCGCUGGGAUCGAAGACGCUGGCCUGGCCUCCUUCUCCCCUCUUGCCCUGGCCCAGCCAGGACCAAACUCUGAUCAGUAUUAGGGGUGGGGGGAGGUAGACACUGAACCCCAACCUGGCCCCCCCACCCCCUCGCUCCCACACAGGGGUGACACAACCAAACUCUGGGAAUGAGGGUGUGGACAGGACCCCUCUCGGCCUCCGGCCCCCGUCGCCCCC